Messenger RNA from Funneliformis geosporum, 870 nucleotides. NCBI's taxonomy places the organism in Eukaryota, Fungi, Glomeromycota, Glomeromycetes, Glomerales, Glomeraceae. The record is from the annotation of a GenBank genome assembly.
AUGAAUUUAAUUUGUGUUUUCAUAGUAAUUCUUUUCAUAUCCUUUACCCUUACCAAAGGUGCACCAGUUAAUAAAACUUCAUUUGAUAAAUUUAUCGUAUUUGGAGAUUCGAUUUCGGAUGUAAAGAAUUAUUAUAAAGCAUCAAAUGAAUUAUUUCCAAGCGGUGGUUAUUAUGACGGACGAUUUUCAGAUGGUCUAUUAUGGUGCGAUUGGUUUACCAAAUCAAUAAAUGCAACCAUGGAAAAUUAUGCCUUUGGUGGUGCGGGUGUUGAUCAAAUAAUAUCUACAAACUUUUAUCUCGUAAUACCAGGAAUUAAACAGCAGGUUGAUUCAUAUCUCGCUAAUGCCAAUAAAAGUGACGAUUAUACUAAUACUUUGUUCUCUCUUUGGCCAGCCGGAAAUGACUAUCUUUCUUUAGAUUUUAAAUUAAAUCCCGAAAUAAUAGUGAAUUCAUUAUCCAGCUCAAUACAAAGGUUAAUUACAACCGUGGGAGCGCGUUAUUUUUUGAUAAUGAAUAUGUCUGACGUGAGAAAAUCACCUAGAUUUAAUUCAAAAUCAGACGAAACAAAGGAACUAAUAAAUUCAAUCGUACUCCGACACAAUGAAUUACUCUCCUCAAUGGUUACCAACUUAUCAAAAGAUUAUAAUAUACAAAUCUAUUUUAUUAAUGCUUUCGAAAUAUUCGAUCGAGCCAUGACUAAAGAAGGAGAAAGUUUAUUAGGUAUAACUAAUAUUGUUGAUGCUUGCCAAUCUUUACCCGUCAUUUCUCUUCCAAUUUGUGAUAAAUAUUUCUGGUUUGAUAAUGUACAUCCUACCAGGGUUGUUCAUAAAGCUUUCGCCGACGAGAUUGUUAAUCAACUUUUGAAAUAG